AGCUUCUCCUUCCACCUGGCCAAGACGACGACCACGACGACCAUCCACAGCUGCAAAUGGGUUACGAAGAGCAACUUGUCAAGCCAGAGGACCGCAAGGGUGAUGCGCUUGCUUUGUAUGCCGCUUUCGGUGCUACAGGCCUCUUCCUACUCGUCUCCUGGAUCACUGUCCUCAUCAACGAUCCUACAAAGGUCCCUUGGUUCUCUUUACACCCGACGCUUCAGUCCCUGGCUCUGAGUUUCAUCGUCUACGGUAUCCUGACUCUCCAGCCAACCUCUCAGCCAAAAACCAAAGCCGCUGGUCUGAGCCGUCAUCAACUUGCCAUCGUUGUCUGCGCAUUCCCGAUAGUCACCAUUGGUACGUUUGCCGUCUGGUGGAACAAGCAUAUCCGCGAUCACGAUCACUUUACCACUUGGCACGGAAAGUUGGGCUUGUUAUGUAUCUGUUGGGUGCUCCUCCAAAUUGCCAUUGGCGGAGGCAGUGUGUGGUUUGGCGGCGCUGUCUUUGGCGGAGGAAUGAAAGCGAAGCUGAUUUGGCGAUACCAUAGGAUAUCCGGUUACAUCUUGUUCCCUCUCUUACUCUUGACGGCCAAUUUUGGGGGCUUGUAUUCGAAUUGGGGAACAAAGUAUUUGUCGCUGCCCAUACGCGUAAUUGUGUAUGCUAUUGCGCCGCCUGUAAUUCUCCUUGCUAUAUACAUUCGCGUCAGACCAUCCAAAAUGAAUAUAUUCUAGAAUAUAACAAUAUAGAUUUUCUCCCAUGAUUUAAUACGCCUCAAUUCGCUGCAGCACAUCCGUAUCCUCAGACUCGAAGCAAACAUAUACAUGCUGUUGAGGGGCAACCUGAGAAUGGCGCGCUCUACGACCUCUCGUCAUUCCUUCGUGUCGCCGCCACAGUGUAGAACGGGCCGCUAAUCAUCUUCUUUAAUACGACUCGUUCAACAGUCUUCUGCGAAAUGCACCUUGGUGGACAGCUGCGCCUGUGUCGUCCCUGACGAUUUCCUACUUUCCCUUGA
Molecule: messenger RNA, 1012 nt
Organism: Guyanagaster necrorhizus
Lineage: Eukaryota; Fungi; Basidiomycota; Agaricomycetes; Agaricales; Physalacriaceae
Exons: 6
Coding region: 57-731 (224 amino acids)
Molecular function (GO): transmembrane monodehydroascorbate reductase activity
Source: RefSeq, a predicted model, not a curated record